This is a messenger RNA of Strongylocentrotus purpuratus (purple sea urchin), 8597 nucleotides long. RefSeq names its product mucin-5AC. Lineage: Eukaryota; Metazoa; Echinodermata; Echinoidea; Camarodonta; Strongylocentrotidae. The record is from RefSeq and is a predicted model, not a curated record. Bases 1050 to 5483 code for a protein of 1477 amino acids. The transcript is spliced from 10 exons.
AGCAUACGCCCCUGCCCAGCGAAGGGACAAUCAGCUCGAAACGGCGGCUCUAUGGAUUCGUGGACUUGGGUAGUUCACAUUUUAACCUUUCACCGAAGGCCACACAUCUACGUUCUAAAAACUUUACCAAUUGAAAGACAUACCUUUUUGUCUAAUCGUACUUCUAUAACAGAAAAGGGGUUUGUCUAUUGCAAAUUAUAAGAGAGGUAGAUAUCUGAUUAAACAGUAGCGGAGGAAGUGAACACCGUUUCGCCGUGACACCCUUUUUUCGUUAGAGUUAGAAAACACAAUACCCAGCGAGGACUUUCUUUGGAAUGUAGUGUAACAAUGCAGCAUGACAUAACAGCGUAUUGUGUGAGUGGGAUCGCAAGCGGUUUGAUUGUAGAGCCCAUACAACGAUGACUAGAGAGUGGAGUAAGGCGUCUCAAAGGCAGAUACUCAAAGGCUAUGGGGAUGCAUUCGCAUUGGACAGACACUGUCAUCCUCGGAACUAACUUUACGGAAGUGUUUUUUUUAAGGAAAUCGUAGUCGAUGAAGACGGGAGAAGUCUCGUCUUUCGCCGGCGAUGGUGAUACGGACGCUCAUAUCAGGACCCCCAGUGCGAUGGGAUGGCACGAUAGUGGGUCUGCUGCUGCUGAUACUACUUGUGAUACCUACUACUGGGUACCCGGCAGGUGCUCCUCUAGAGGCGUGUGGGGAUUUGAUACCAGGACACGCUCUGCCUCCUCAAGUUAACAUCAAUUUACUUGGUAUUACCAUGACAACCAGUGUGAUGAUAGACGACGACGAAGACGACGAUGACGAUGACGGCAAAACUACCGUUCAUGUGUCAUUGAUGGGAAACCAACCAAUUGGGGAUUCUUUAAAGGAUUCAUGAUCCAAGCCCGUCAUGUCGGAGGCAAUACACCUGUAGGAAGCUUUACCAGGAUACCAGAGGGUCAACAGGGCUAGACUGUAACGGUGUAAAGAACUCGGCCGUCACGCAUACCAAUAAUGAUCAAAAGUUCGGUGUAUCGUUCUCUUGGAGGCCGUCGAAGAAAAAAGAUGACAUGACGAACUUGGUAUUCAUUGCCACAAUAGUGAAGACCUACAACCUCUACUGGACGAACAUAACAUCUGAUGUCCUGUUUCCUGCAGUCUCUCCGACACCUUCUGAUAAGAACGACCCUGACAACACAACUACGGAUCCCAUUCCUACCACGGAGAGGCAGACCACACCAGUUGUCGUGGUAACAACGCAAAUAGCCACUGAAAAUAUGACUAUGAACUCUACGACUUUGUUCCAAAAUAGUACGACGAUGGCGCCAAGUACAGAUGGGUCUAACAUGACAACAGAUGGGUCUAACAUGACAACAGAUAUGACUCCUACUACAAGUGUAGCCCCAAUUACUAAUGACAGCACUACUGACUCCUCGUCAAAUAUUACCACCAAAGAUUAUACGACUGAAUAUUUAAAUACAACUACAUAUUCUGUGACAAGAUAUGUGACAAAUUCGACAAAUGCUACUACAUAUGGCACGACAUUGUCCAGUAACGUUACUGAAAGUGUAACAACUACACUCGCAUCAACUAGUGAUAUCGUUAAUACCACAUAUGAUGUCACCACAGAUGACGUAGUUAGCACAACGCAAUCGACCCUUAAUACUACUUCUGAUACAACCAACGUAACCAGUAACUCACCUGGUUUGAAUUUUACAACUGGAGAGCCAGAUUCUCCUACGACAUUAAAUCUUGUGAAUGUUAGUACGACAUUAAAUCCUGAGAACGUUACUACGUCAUUAAAUCCUGAAAAUGUUACUACGUCAUCCAGUUUUUCCACAGUUAAUGUAACAGUACCAGCUGAUAACAUGACCACAACUCAAGAGCCUGCCGUAACGACAGUUAUCAUGGCUCCUACUACCGUUCAAACAACUCAAAUGACUACAGAAUCUAGUAAUGCUACAACGGCUGAUAUUUCAACAACAAUGGAUGAAGCAGACACGAAUGGGACGUUCACAACAAUGGGCAUGCUAUCACCCAAUGAAACGUCCGUUGGAAAUAUGACAACCUCACCGUCACCCAUGAAUACAACAUCAGUGUCGUCAACUAUGGCUAAAACGACAGUUCCGACUGUCACAAACGAUUCAUUUGUAACUACCAGUGGAAACCAGUCAUUGACAACUAUGCCAAACGUAACAACAAUGGUACCAACAACUGAAACAACAACGUCAGUUACCAACGUGUCAUUGACCACACUGUCAGCUGUGACGAAUGAUUCAUCUGUAACUACCGGUGACAUGACAACUUUUUCAAACGUAACAGCAACGGUGACAGGACCCAGUACCACUUUAAACGUAACAACAAUGGUAACAACAGUUGAAACAACAAUGCCUAUUACCAGCGUGCCAUUGACCACACUGUCAGCUGUUACAGACGGUUCAUUUGUAACUACCGAUGAAAUGACAACUAUUUCAAACGUAACAGUAAUGGUGACUGAACCAAGUACCACGUCAAACGUAACAACAACUGAAACAACAAUGCCUAUUACCAACGUGUCAUUGAGCACACCGUCGACUGUGACAAACGGUUCAUCUGUAACUACCGAUGACAUGACAACUAUUUCAAACGUAACAGUAAUGGUGACUGAACCAAGUACCACGUCAAACGUAACAACAACUGAAACACCAAUGCCUAUUACCAACGUGUCAUUGAGCACACCGUCGGCUGUGACAAACGGUUCAUCUGUAACUACCGAUGACCUGACAACUAUUUCAAACGUAACAGCAAUGGUGACAGAGCCUAGUACCACUUUAAACGUAACAACAAUGGUAACAACAGUUGAAAGAACGAUGCCUAUUACCAACAUGUCAUUGACUACACUGCCGGCUGUGACAAACGGUUCAUCUAUAACUACCGAUAAAAUGACAACUAUUUCAAAUGUAACAGUAAUGGUGACGGAACCAAGUACCACUUUAAACGUAACUACAAUGGUAACAACAGUUGAAAGAACGAUGCCAAUUACCAACGUGUCAUUGACCACAGUGUCACCUGUGACAAACGAUUCAUCUAUAACUACCGAUGACAUGACAACUAUUUCAAAUGUAACAGUAAUGGUGACAGAACCAAGUACCACUUCAAACGUAACAACAACUGAAACAACAAUGCCUAUUACCAACGUGUCAUUGACAACACCGUCGGCUGCUGUGACAAACGGUUCAUCUGUAACUACCGAUGACAUGACAACUAUUUCAAACGUAACAGCAAUGGUGACAGAGCCUAGUACCACUUUUAACUUAACAACAAUGGUAACAACAGUUGAAACAACGAUGCCUAUUACCAACAUGUCAUUGACCACACCGUCGGCUGUGACAAACGGUUCAUCUGUAACUACCGGUGACAUGACAACUAUUUCAAACGUAACAGCAAUGGUGACAGAGCAAAGUACAACUUCAAACGUAUCAACAAUGGAAACAACAAUGCCAAUUACCAACGUGUCAUUAACCACACUGCCGGCUGUGACAAACGGUUCAUCUGUAACUACCGGUGACAUGACAACUAUUUCAAACGUGACAGCAAUGGUGACAGAACCAAGUACCACUUCAAACGUAACAACAAUGGCAACAACGUUUGAAACAACAAUGCCAAUUACCAACGUGUCAUUGACCACACCGUCAGCUGUGACGAACGAUUCAUCUAUAACUACCGAUGACAUGACAACUAUUUCAAACGUAACAGUAAUGGUGACAGAACCAAGUACCACUUUAAACGUAACAACAAUGGUAACAACAGCUGAGAGUAACUAUACAAGUCCAACCCCCACUGAAUCUAAGUUGACUAAAAUUAUAACAGAAAGCAUGACCUCGAUGUCGAGCUUGGCUCCUUCGACGUCCGAACCAACAAGCACGACAACGAUCUCCACCACAUCUACGCCGUCGACUGAACCUGCAAUAAUGACCACAGUCAUAUCUACAGACCCAGUGACUACUCAGUCUGCAGCCACGACCAAUGUACAGUCCACGGUAAAGGCUACAGAAGUAAACACGGAAUCGGUUUCAACGUCAAGUGACAUGCCCUCCACGGUUCCACAGACUUCUACAGGAAGCACCACCGGCCUGCGGACAUCAGUCACCCCUGCUGCACCUUUGGAGACCACUGCCCAAUCACCGAUAGUUGAAAACAGCAACGAAGUAUUUCUUCGCUUCAGAAUCACCGGAAUGGAAUUUACUAACGCUCUGACCCAACCUACGUCCCCGCAAUACAGGAACCUUGAAGCAGAAGUUAUUCCACUGAUGCAGCAGGUUUAUAGUACAACCAGCGAUUUAAGGAGUGUAAAUGUCACCAGAUUCUUGCAAGGUAGCGUGAUUCCCGAAGUCAGGUUAGAAUUCACAUCUUCUCUCGAUGAAGACUCCAAGCGCGACGUCGUCGGUGUCCUCUACGACACGGUCGAUGAGUCUGGCGGUCGGCUGGGAAACUUUACUGUCGAUAACGUCGCAUCAAUCGAUGCAAAUGGUUCUUUCCAUUCAGUAGACGCGUGUUUCAUCCUUCCUUGUCCGUCCGGUGCUUACUGCUAUGUAGAUCCCAAUGACAAUCAAUGCUGGUUGACAUGUGAUAGAAACUCAGGCUACUGUCUCAAUGGAGGAACAUGUGUUCCACCGGGUAACGGAGAAACCAUCGCAACAUGCAGUUGUGCCAGUGACUAUGAGGGCAGGCGGUGUGAGGUUGAGAAAAGUAACGUUGCCCCACCUCCUGAUUUACAAAACAGACUGGUAAUAGUUUUAGCAUCUGUUUGUGGAAUCAUGGCAGUUCUCUUCUUCAUCCUUGCCAUUGUUCUCAUUUGUUGGUGUCGCAAAUUAAGAUACUCCAAAAGAGUAAUAGAAGAAGAUCCUGCUCAGGUAGCCAAAUGGCAAAACAGAUCACGUCGAGCGAGAGCCCAGCGUGACGCCGAAUCGAGUGGAGACGAGACGGCUGAUGGGCUGUCAGGAGUGGCUGGAACCAGUUACAUCCGGCAUGAACCGGAUCCCAGGUUACAACACAAUCUAGUCGCUAUCCAAGAUGAUAUCGAUACCAGUAGUGGAAGCAAUUUUUACUUGACUGACUCAGACUCCGAUUCAGGAGUUUUCCGUCCUAAAAUCAUCGAAGGUGGAGUGAGUUUUCCAUUUUUCGAUGGGAGUGGGAGUAUUCCUGACCUGCUGGCAUCAGCAGCAGACUAUGAGAUGGAUGUCAUGAACAGGAUGUCAUCAAACAAACCGCUAUCAAACUCCAUGCGAGGGCGAUCUGUCAGUUUCAGCGACAUCCAACAAGUGAUAUCCGAUGAUGAUCGCAUAGGAUUCGAGAACUUUUCAUUCGGCAAUGAGGCAGUGAACCCCAAUGCAAAUAACAACUUUCAAAUGCGAUGGGACUUUCAGGUCGGAGGAAACCGUACCACUGAUGAUGCCAAUGGUCAAAAUGUUAACAAUGAGCGUGAUAAAGGUGGGGGUGGUCUUAGCGGAGAGACGUAUGCAUGACGGCACGCGCUGCCAUCACCUAGCUCUGUUGAGAAUUCUCAAGAAUCCCCUUUGCCUCGCUUGCCAGCGAACCUCGCCGAUACAUAUUUCUAAAAGAUGUGUUUUCGGCAAGGUUUAUUUUUCUCAUCUUUUAUUCAAUACUCUACUAACAAAACAUCUGUUGUGUUUGCAUGAUUGUGGUAAUAGCCCCACUAACACAUACUGAUUUUAUCAAUACUAACCAAAUUUUUCUAAAGCACUUUGUAGCAUUUAUAUGCCACAAUCUUCUUCAGAAUAUCUUUAAAUAAUUAUACUUAUGUUGCACUGUCAUAAUUGUAUUCACUUCCAUUAUUCUUUAAUGCUGAAUAGCAAAAUUAAACAUUUCAUUAAUUCAUUCAUUUUCAUUUCACCUUUUAAGGGAUUACAUUAAUGAUCGUGCAGCAUCUCACAAAAAGGAUUCCGAAUUGUAUUCCGGGGUUAAAUUUUAAAAAAACUGCAAUAAAAUGCUUAGCUACAAUUUAGAAUGGGAGUUACUUUAUGAAACAAAAUUAUUAAACUCAAACGGAAUUGCCUUAGAAUAUACAAACCGGUUUACACGUUGUCAAAAGCACCGUGAAAUCAAACGACCACGCAAACAACAGAGAUAAAUAUUGAAACAGAGAAAAGAAAAACCUGGAGUAAAGAAGUCAGACUAAGGGGAUCAGAGCGUGAUGAUGGUAGCUUAGCCUAAUUCACCUUCGUCACCAACACACAGUAUUAUAUAAUAUUCGCCAAGUGGAUUUGUUUGUAGAUCUUCCUCGUCUUUCUGAAACUGUAAAAUGACAAUUUUGUCGAUCUUUAGAGCUAUGGCCUAACGUCAUUCUGUUCUGAUAAAAUCUGAGUGAUGUAACCAUAUUCAACUGUACUAUAAAACCAUAUUCAACUGUACUAUGUGUCCUUCCGAAUUUCCUUUUUAUUUUUUUUCGGGGUAUUCCCUUUCUAGCGAUAGGCCAUCUCUCUCUCUCUGUUUCUUAUUCUUCUUCUUCCUCUUCUUCUUGUUCUUGUUCUUUUUCUUUUUCUUCUCCUUCUCCCUUUUCUACUUGUUCUACUUCUUCUAUUCUAACCCAGUCGCAACGACGAGACCGAAAAAAGACUGAAUGAGCCAUUUUUAUUACCUCAAAUCGACGAGACUUUGCCGAUUAUUGGUCGGUAUGGAGUUGGAUUGGCAUUCACAUUCAUCUACAAUUGGCAUCUCCAAGUUGAUCGUAGUGUAAAGUUCUGUGCGGAUUAUAAUCCGUCACAGAUCAAUGGCGUCAAUUUGAGGGCAGUAUAGAGGAAGAUUUCACGAUACAAAUCAUUUGGCGAAUAUCAAGAAAAGAAACCCAAUAUUCCGUCCAUAGUAAUGUACAAUUAUAUUCUACCACAGUGGUGCUACUUGUAAGUUUCUGUUCGUCAGCAAUAUUUUUAAUUAUAUUCGAUGUUAAUUUAACGUUUUGGGUUAGUGAUCAAAUGAGAUAGGCUGCAGAGAAUAUGUAUAUGAAUGGGCAACAUUGUGAUACUAACCACAGUUUAACGAUAUCCAAUAUACAGCCAUCCAUUAUAACAAUUACAAAUGUGUUCAUGUUUAACCAUUUCAAAUGUGUUCAUGUUUAUCGGAAAUCUACUAAAUUUUAGUAGUCAUAAUUAGGGAUCGCUUCUUUUGGACUUGAAUCCACUACGAAUCAUAGUGGAAUCCACUCCAACGGAUCGUUUGAAUCACUUUUCUUAGUAGGGAUUUGACUCCAAACGAAGUGAGCCUUAAUCAUGACUCCCUGUGAAAGUGGAAUCCCACUCCUGGGACCCUGUUUUACAAAGCCUGUUUUCAAUGACAAAUGACAAAAAACAGUGACAAAUCUGUUGAUAAACCAAUCAGAAGCGAGGAUUUCACUAGCUUAUAACAAAAACUGUCAUUUGUCACUGAUGACAAGUUUUGUGAAAUGGGGCCCUGUAAUGUUAAAGAGGUACAAAGGUUCAGCUAUAGAAUAAUGAAUAGAAUAAUUAUGAUCUCAAGAAAAUUGCGGAAUGUUGGUACAGGCAAAUCAGUGACAUCACAUCUGUCGUAAAGAUACUCAUUAUUCAAGGAAACCUAUUAAUAUUCGACAUUGGACACACACUCCUAAAAGGAUGCUGCAAUAUUCCAUGCAAUAUAGCAUUGCAAUCUGAUUGUCUGUGUUUUUUCCCAUUUACAUGUAUUUUGUAAAAAUUGCUGUAAUGGAAUUGUAUGUGUCUAAUUUCUUUUAGAUUUAAAAGGUAAUAGUUCUUGCUCGCGUGAAAAAAAAAGUUAAAAUCGAGGUAGAUUUAUCUAAUUUAUUUAAUCUUAAUGUUUUGGGGGGAAUUCUUAAUGAUAUUAUGGAAUAUUAUAUGUAACAGAGAUACUAACAAUUGUCAUGUUUCUUUAUGAAAUAGUUUUAUCCGAACGUACUUAUUUUCCUAAGAACAAUUGUAAUGUAGAUACAUGCUUAAAAUGUGUACAGGUCUCGUAUAAGUUCAUAUACCAAUAAUAAGAGCAACCACACAUUUAUUAUACUUAAAGGACGGUUUCGCUUUACAUUUCAUACCCAAUUUUACAUAUCAACAGUAUACUCAGUUUAUAAUUCACUUCAAGUGAAUGAGGUAUCUUCAAAACAUUACUAUUGUUCUCAAAAUGUUUAAUGUGGUGAGAAUCUUCUCUUUAAUAAAUGCCACAACCUAUAUUGAGAUAUUUCAUCAAUAAGUACUUAAGUAUUCUGGUAAUCAUUUUGCACUCUGUCACUGUGAAUUAAUUUCGUUGUUUUUAUCUUGAAUCAUUUACAGUUACCCUUUAAUGUUACUAUUUUAAGAUCACAUCACGUACAUUCGUGUCUUCCUAAGAAUUAUAAAAUAAAUGCGAAGGUAGGAUUUCAAUAAUAUUAAUAUGUUUUUCAAAUAUUAUUGUCCUGUUGAAAGGAAUUAUAUGUUGUCGAAGCAUCGCCAUGUUUAAAAUGAACAUAAUCAGAAUGUCUUUUAAUUUAAAGUCUUCCACUUCAUAUUCUUUCAAUUUUAUGUUUUAACAUUGUAUGAAAAAAUGUACGUAAUAUGAAAAUGAGUAUGGAUAUUUUAAAGAAUAAAUUAUACUUAUACAUAUAGUCUAUAUAAAAA